UUUCACAAUUAAAUAAAACACUGAAUGGCAUUAAUGAAGAGGAUUUUUAUCUCAAGACAACAGAGCAAAAAUGGAGAAUGAUUUUUGAUGUACCUGGAGCUACAAAAAAAUACAAAAACUUGUACCGGAUCGUCAGUGCAGCUAUUUCGAUUCCAGUUUCAAAUGCAUUUAUAGAACGCAUCUUUUCAAUGGCAAGUAUUCCAUGGACGAAAGAAAGAAACUUGCUUGAGGUUAAGACUAUGUAUUAUCGUGAUAGCCGUGUUGAUGAAUGUAAGGAUGAUUGGAAGAAAUUGGCAAAUAUGGAUGAUACUAAACAGGAAUUUAUAUUCCCUCCACUAGGGAUUAAGCCAAAAGUUUUUGUCAAUCACCAUUUUGGUUUAAAUUCUAAACUUCCUAUGGCUCAAUUCAACAAAGGUACAACAACGUUAGCAUUUCAUUACAAACCGAAGACUCCGAAUGACAAAGGCGGUGUUGUGAUUUCUGUCGACUCUAGAGCUUCUGGUGGAAGUUUUAUUAUGUGUAAGGACGUCAAUAAGAUUUUGCCAAUUAAUGAAAGAAUGGUUGCAACAAUGGCUGGUGGUGCUGCAGAUUGUCAAUAUUGGAUUAGUGUAGUUACUAGAUAUUGCAAUUUGUUUGAACUUCGUGAAGGAAGGCCAAUAACUGGUUCGAUGGUUGCCGGUUAUGAUCAUAAAGGGCCCUCCAUUUAUUUGGUUGACAGCUCUGGAAUGCGUUGUAAAGUGCCUGAUUUUGUUUCUGUUGGUUCUGGGUCAUUAAAUGCUUAUGCAGUUUUGGAUAGCCGUUAUAAAGAGGAAAUGACAGAUGAGGAGGCUAUAAAGCUUGGGAGAGAAGCAAUUAUGCACGCAACCUAUAGAGAUUCUGGUUCUGGAGGAUCUAAUCAGGUACUUCUUAUUACGAAAGAAGGUAAAACGAAAUUUCCACUUAUGGAUGUUAGCGAUAUGUAUUAUGACUUUGCUAAAAGUAAAGGAAUUGAUAUUUACAAAUUAAUGGAUAAAAUGAAUUGA
Meloidogyne enterolobii is the source of this 1022-nucleotide messenger RNA. Lineage: Eukaryota; Metazoa; Nematoda; Chromadorea; Rhabditida; Meloidogynidae. The record is from the annotation of a GenBank genome assembly.